This is a messenger RNA of Triticum aestivum (bread wheat), 817 nucleotides long. RefSeq names its product CASP-like protein 4U1. Lineage: Eukaryota; Viridiplantae; Streptophyta; Magnoliopsida; Poales; Poaceae. The record is from RefSeq and is a predicted model, not a curated record. Bases 1 to 681 code for a protein of 226 amino acids. The transcript has 2 exons.
AUGGCCAAUGGCGGGUGGGCUCGCGCCGCGUGCCGGUUGGCUGGGUUUGUUGUCCCCGCGUGCAGGAGAUUUCAGCCUAUCCGCUCCGCGAGUCUGGCAGCCAAUCUUGUCCUCGCCUCGUCCCACUCACACGCAAGCCGCCAGAGAAACCCUAGCCCCUUUCCCGUCGGUCCCCACAGCCUCCCACUCCCCUGUGCCUCGUCUCCUCCUCGCUCCCUCCACUUCUCUCCUACGCCGCCGCCGCCUCCCCUUCUCCCUGCUCUUCGCCUCCGUCCUCCCCUCGACACCCUCGCCUCCGACCUCUCCGGCAGCACCCCAACUCCACUCUCGGGCCAAGCCGAGUCACCUCCAGGCCAGCAUCCGCUCCACCCCGUUCUUCUCCAUCCGAGCAGCGGCGAGCCCGCAGAUCUGGCGCCCCGGGAGUGGAAGAAACAAGGAGUAGGCGCCACCAGAUGGAGGAGGAGAUGGCGCCCAGGGAGAGUGGCGGCGGCGGCCCCUCUACCUACGACCGAGCCAGGGGACAAAAAUGGCAGCGGCGGCAGGGAGCAUGCGAGCAACGACGGUGACUGGACGCCAGGAGCUGGACGAGUUGGUCCAUGCCGAGGAAGAUGGCGUUGCGUGAAAAUGAAGCGAAUUAACAGUGAAAAAAUAGCAGAAGCAACGCCUGGGCUGUGGAAUUAAUGGUUGAACAAAAUCUAUGGUUGAUAUGCAGUUUAGUCGUGGCUAAUAUGAACUUUUCUAUUACUACUUCUGGAUUGUUCAGUAAAACGAAAGCUCAUGGUGUGGCAUGUCACUUUCCUUGCACAUAUAUUUCUAC